AUGGUCGCAAGUGCAAAGGCUAUUCAGGCGCUGGGGAAGUUCGCGUCGUGCGACGUCGGCGACGCACUCGUCAACUUAGGACUCCGUCAUGGAGGAUACUUGUCUGGCCUCAAGAUGUACAGUCCAGGGACCAAUGGCACCGUAGCCAAGAUCUUUGGACCAGCAUACACGGUUCGAAUGGUACCAGCGGCCGACAAGACCUCGCCGACACCGCCUCGCCACUUUGCCGAUGCCAUUCCCAAGGGUAGCGUUGUGUUUGUGUCUCAGCCCAAAGGUCUUAUCAGCGCAUGCUGGGGUGGUCUUAUGAGCACUCGCGCGAAGAAGUUGGGGGCUGCUGGUGUGGUGAUUGACGGUCGCUUCCGUGAUAUCUCCGAGCAUCAGGAAUUGAACAUGGGUCUGUUUGCUCGUGGGCUCAGCAUUCUGGGUUCGAAUACCUUUACACGCUCGUCGGAGCUGAAUAUACCCGUUGAGUACGAGAAUGUGGAGGUGGAUGAAAAGGUCACUGUGACUCCUGGUGAUUACAUCCUCGGCGACCAGGAUGGUGUUGUGUCUAUCCCUGUCUCCCACAUUGAGGAGUGUGUGCGUCUUUGCCAGGAGCGGUAUGAGAUUGAUCAAAAGACCAUGGAGUGUCUCCAGGCUGGCGAGGAGAUGGGGCCUACGAUUAAGAAGCUGCGGAAGUGA
Messenger RNA from Penicillium olsonii, 681 nucleotides. Lineage: Eukaryota; Fungi; Ascomycota; Eurotiomycetes; Eurotiales; Aspergillaceae. The record is from the annotation of a GenBank genome assembly.